Messenger RNA from Haliotis rubra (blacklip abalone), 1651 nucleotides. RefSeq lists its product as uncharacterized. The transcript is spliced from 3 exons. Bases 530 to 1069 code for a protein of 179 amino acids. The record is from RefSeq and is a predicted model, not a curated record. Lineage: Eukaryota; Metazoa; Mollusca; Gastropoda; Lepetellida; Haliotidae.
AGUUGUUUACGGAAGUGAUAUCAAGAGGCUAGGUUGCGCGCGCAACCGGUAGGCAGAAGGCAACAAUGGCCACCGACAACAAUGCGAAUCGCUGUAGCAUGGAAGUUAAACAAUGGUCAGAUUAUGUGCUGAAGUUAUCUGUUGAAGACCGCGAGAGGUAUAUUUCAAAGCUGACAUCUGGUGAGGGUACUCGUAGUUUGCCAGACCCUAUUGUUUGGCGAGCGGCUGGGUUGACGACCCGUCUUUGUGGCCGGCCAUAACAUUUACGGACAUAUAUUUCUAUCUUGUGGAUACACCAGGACAAUUCACUCACGACAGUUUGAGGGCGUACAAAUCCUUAAAAGCGUACGACUACGUGGAAAGUGGACAUGUUUACCCUAUCUUUUAUAAUGCAAUUGACGACCAGUCACCUUACUGCAUUUUGAAGACGAAGGUGAUUCCAUCCCAGCGCCUUCGUGACAAACCACAUCAGCCAUGGGUUUGUGUCAAGAAAUCUGAGGGGACAGUGUUUUGUGCCCACUGCACGUGUAUGGCUGGACUUGGAGAGGUAUGCAGUCAUGUGGCAGCCCUACUGUUCAAGGUUGAUGCAGCUGUGAGGGCAGGAUUAACCUCAAAAGCUUGCACCAGUGAAGCGUGCAAGUGGAAUGCUGCUUACAGAAAAGAACUCCAGCCCACCCCACUGUGUGAGGUUCAGCAUCUGUUUGGACGUCGUCGGAAGGCAAACACUCCAUCUGUGUCAGGAACAGGAAAAGCUCCACUUCCUGAUAUUGAAACACUUAAGUCGUUGAAAAGUGUAUGCCCUAAUGCUGUCUUUUUUAAGUGUAUUCCUCCACUAGAUGAAGAGGAAACCGACAGUGCUGAAGAAGAUGGCGAGACACAUUUGUUCCCCCCCCAACAAUUACAAGUCUUGUGUGUGAGGACAGAAUCACUGAUGAAAAUCUCGAGUCUGUUUGUGAGGAGCAGUGGAACUCUUAUCAGUGCGAACCGGCACAGAUUAGCAACUUGGAGGAAGUUACCAAGAACCAAGCUAUUAGCCCUCUUUGGUUUGAACACCGAAAAGGAAGAAUAACCGGAACCAAAGCCCAUGAUAUCUUGGUGAUGAAGAAGACCACAGAUCCAAAGAACACCAUCAUGAAGGUAAUGGGCUAUAACACAAAGGACAUCUCCAAGAAAGCUGCAGUUGCCUGGGGCAGUGACAAUGAGGCCAGAGCACGUAAACAGUAUGCGAAACAUCAGACAACACAGCAUGCUCAGUUUGCGUGUAGAACAGUGGGGUUACUGAUAAGUUUGCAAAAACCUUACAUGGCAGCAUCAAGUGAUGGCACUGUUAUGUGCAAGUGUUGUGGUAAUGGAUGCUUAGAGAUAAAGUGUCCAUACAAGCACAGGGACCAUGACAUAUCCACAGCAGUAAAUGAUAAGACCUUUUGCCUGGACAAGGACUUACACCUCAAGAAAGGACAUAAAUAUUACUCACAAGUGCAGCUUCAAAUGUAUGUGCAUGAUGUAACCUACUGUGACUUUGUCAUUUUUUACAAAUAAGGACAUGACAAUAGUCCGUGUGCCCAGGGAUGAUGAGUUUUGUUCAAUUCUCAUAGCAAAGUGUGACACAUUUUUCUUUAAACACAUUUUGCCGGAAAUUGUUUCAAGGAAA